Molecule: messenger RNA, 316 nt
Organism: Lepidothrix coronata (blue-crowned manakin)
Lineage: Eukaryota; Metazoa; Chordata; Aves; Passeriformes; Pipridae
Product: carnitine O-palmitoyltransferase 1, muscle isoform-like
Exons: 2
Biological process (GO): fatty acid metabolic process; carnitine metabolic process
Cellular component (GO): mitochondrion
Molecular function (GO): carnitine O-palmitoyltransferase activity
Source: RefSeq, a predicted model, not a curated record
CACAACCCCCCCUGACCUCUAUGUCCCCCCCCCAGCUGAUGGCACUGGGUGUUGUGCCCAUGUGCUCCUACCAGUCGGAGCGGAUGUUCAACACCACCCGCAUCCCGGGCAAGGAGACGGACACGCUGCUGCACCUGGCGGACAGCAAACACCUGGCCGUGUACCACAAGGGCCGCUACUACAAGGUGUGGCUUUACUACGGGGGCACGAUCCUGCCCCCCGCCGACCUGGAGCUGCAGUUCCAGCGCAUCCUGGACGACCCCUCGCCCCCCCAGCCCGGGGAGGAGCGGCUGGCAGCGCUCACCGCCGGGGAGAG